Boleophthalmus pectinirostris (great blue-spotted mudskipper) is the source of this 5804-nucleotide messenger RNA. RefSeq names its product UDP-Gal:betaGlcNAc beta 1,4- galactosyltransferase, polypeptide 5 (gene b4galt5). Gene Ontology annotation, biological process: carbohydrate metabolic process; glycoprotein biosynthetic process. The coding region runs from base 585 to 1730 and encodes 381 amino acids. The record is from RefSeq and is a predicted model, not a curated record. NCBI's taxonomy places the organism in Eukaryota, Metazoa, Chordata, Actinopteri, Gobiiformes, Gobiidae. The transcript has 9 exons. Gene Ontology annotation, molecular function: UDP-galactose:glucosylceramide beta-1,4-galactosyltransferase activity.
CCACGGCUACUUUUCUUUCCCACCAGAUAAGCUAUAGUACCUCCUAACGUCGUAUUACGUGAGCCUGUGUGAUUAUGGCAUAGUUGGGCGCUGUUGUGAACGCCACGGAUGGAUGGUUAACGCCCACCCGUAGGAACUGCUCAUUUUGCAAAGGGGAAGCUCCAUUCAACGGCUGAUAGGCGGGUAGGCGAAACACAGGAGCGGCAGUUCACCAUCAGUAACAUACCGCGUCAGCCGAAAGAUGGUCUCUGUGGAGUAGGCUGUCAUUUCUGCCUUUGAAAUUGAGACAUUUUACUUUCAGAUCAAAACCAAACCAUCGCUCGAGGAAUGGGUUCUCAAUGUCCUCAUUAAUUCGGAGGUCUUCUCCUGUGUUCGACCUGCCGCGGAAAUAGACUGACUUCCUACAAUCGUUUCUGCUGUGUGUCUCACCGCUGCCGCAGAUCUAUUACUGUACUCGGAUCAUCUCACCCGGGCUCUCCGUGGCGGCGAGGGGGACCACUGGCUCUGGACAUCUGGACACAUCGGAACCACUCUCCCGUCCUUGUAGAUACGUGCCCGUGUGCGUGUGUGCCCGUGCUGCCUAUAUGAUGCCGACACAUAUGCGGAUUCGGAGAAGGUCAUUCCUUGGGCUUUUAUUCCUUUUCUCGCUGUCCACCUCCGCAUUGUAUUUCAUCUACUCAGCACCUGGUAUCGUGAAUGAGUAUGUGUUCAUGGUCCAAGCCAGAGGGAUCCAGAUCAGGGAGAACGUGAAGAACAUCGGAGCUCAGGUCUUGGAGCAGGUGGUGAGGGGCGCCUACAGCAAUGGCACAGACUACUCCUAUGACUUUAACAUGAGCGACAGUGAUGCUCCACCCACCACAUACCUUCCAGAGGGCUUCACUUACCUCGCAUCACAGCCCUGCCCUGAAAGACUGCCCUCUAUGAUGGGUAGAAUUGAAGUGAACAUGAGCGAGGUGUCUUUGGAGGAGGUGGAGCGGUCACUGUUGGAGGUGCAGCCUGGAAUAACUAUGGGUGGUUACUGGAAACCCCAAGACUGUUUACCUCGAUGGAAAGUGGCAAUUCUAGUUCCAUUUAGAAAUCGUCAUGAACACUUACCCAUCCUCCUGAGACACCUGGUGCCCGUGCUGCAAAAACAAAGACUCCAAUUUGCCUUUUAUGUAAUAGAGCAGGGGGGUACAGAGCCAUUCAACAGAGCUAUGCUAUUUAACGUCGGCUAUAAAGAGGCCAUGAAGGACUUCGACUGGGACUGUCUGAUUUUUCAUGAUGUAGACCACCUCAUGGAGAAUGACAGAAACUACUAUGGCUGCACUGACAUGCCCCGCCACUUUGCAGUACAACUGGAUAAGUACUCCUACAUGCUUCCAUAUAAUGAAUUCUUCGGCGGUGUCAGUGGCCUCACGGUAAAGCAGUUCAAAAAGAUUAAUGGAUUUCCUAAUGCGUUCUGGGGCUGGGGAGGAGAGGACGAUGACCUCUGGAACAGGGUGCAUUACGGCAAUUACACAGUGAGCCGCCCACGAGGAAACCAGGGACGCUACAAGUCUAUCCCACACCACCAUCGUGGAGAGGUCCAGUUCUUGGGGAGGUAUAGUCUUUUGCGCCAUUCAAAGGAGCGUCAGAAAGUGGAUGGCCUCAACAACCUAAACUACUCCCCCCUGGUGUCCAGGAGGCCUCUCUACACCAACAUCACAGUUAGCCUGAGCAGGAAACUAGCUCCAGUUGCUGAUUACUGACCUACCCCGUCAGCUGGACUGCAAAAAAACAAGACCCUCACUGGGAAGUCCCCUGGGACAGCAGCCAUAUUGUCACCAUAGUCGCAGCACUGUUUAGGAAAUUUCAUUUAAUUUGUUUUCUUUUUUUGUAUGCAAAAAAUGGAUGACCAAAACAAGUAUGUUUGGUAAAUCAUACAAAAAUGUGGAUCAAUGUUGCGCUAAUUUGUGCCAUUGUCCCCAUCACUCCACUCAUUUGGGCUUAUUGUAGUCUUCACAUGCCUUUUCAGACCAUUUUGGCCUUCAGCAUCAAUUUCCCACAAGCCUCAGCUCCGUCUUUGCUAAAAAAACUAGUCCCUCAUGCAUACAUGUACACAUUUGAUUGGGCUGACAUUAUUGUCCUGGGGAUUUGCUCUGCUCUUGCACUUCUUAUUUUCACAAAUGCAGUAAAGAUAUUUGCAUGCACACGUACAAUACACAGCCGUGGGAUGAAGCCUGGACUCCUGCAGCUGGUUCUGCAGAUAGUAUGCCAAAUUAUAUUAGAAACAAGAUAUAGAAAGACUGUUUUAUUGAAAUAGUUAAUAUAUUCAUCGCUCCAUUAAAUUACUGUGAUGUCUUCGUCUUUGCAUUGGAGAACCGGAUAUUCGGGCUUGCAUAUGUGACUGUAUCAAUGUUAGCAAUAAUAAUAAUAAGCUGUAAUAUACCAUACAGCUCUGAACUUAGCUGACUUCCUCACUGUAUACAGAUGCAAUAGCCGGGUGCUAGCUUAGCCAGUGGAUUUUAAAAGGAGUGACUGUGUAUGCAAACGUUUCCACCGAACACACCUUUGCCUAACAAACAUAACCAUCCCCUACAACCCUGUGUGUGUGCACGCAUGUGUGUUUGGGGAGGCAAGGGGGAGCUAUGCAAAGGGCCUGUCAGUGCACAAGUGGCACUGACGAUAGCUUUGGGCUGGUUUGUGUGUGUGUCUGUGUGUGCGUGUGUGCGUGUGUGUGUCUGUGUGUCUGUGUUUAUAGUGUGUAGAAACAGACAAGAGGAAGGAAGAGGAUGAGAUGGCUAUUUUAGGUUCCAUAAUGUUUACUCACUUUCACUUUUAGGAGGAUCUGGAGACUAUACUUGAUUGCUGUCAUUGUCACUGGUGUUUACCAAAGCUGUUUUGAAGCUUGGAUGCUUUUCCAUUAGUCGUUUGUUGGUAAAAUGGUUGUCUGAGCCUUGCUUCACUGCAGCCGGAAAAAGUGUUCCCAGAAACACUACACAUCACAGAAUUUGAAUACAGUAAAGUGGAAUUAUUUCAGUGUUAUUUCAUAAGGUAAUUUCCUGCUCAACACAGCAUUCGUUAUGUGAUUCAAUUAGCAGAUAACAUAACUGUAGAUCCUUUGAUGAACAUAGAGUUUUCAUAGAGAGACACUUUCCUGGUAAACUGGUUGGUGUGGUUGGAUUAAUAAUCACAGUUACACUGACAACGUUUUCAGGUUUAAUGUCUGUAGGCAUGUGUACUGUGACUAUUGAAAUAAUUCCACUUGUUUGAUAAAGUGUGUUCAAAACAUGCAGGGGAAGUUCACAUGUAGAUGCUAUAACCGACAUCAGGUCAUCCACUACUCAUUAGCCUGUUAGCCUGUUAGCAUCUUGGCUCAAAGCCCUAAUGUCAGACUGGAGGUUUUAUUAAAACGGCCUGCAAUGGAGCAUUGCACAGUGUGUUUUUGAUUUGUGUGUUUAACAGUGUUGAUUUUUAUAGUAAUGUGACCACUAUUUUAAACUUAGUUAAUUUUUCACCAACACAUCUUUUUCAUCAUCAGAGUAUGUCUUUAGUCAUGAAGCUUCACACAAACCGCCUUGUAUGCAUUUAUAAGAUGUGUCUUUUGGGGGAAAUAUGUGGCUAAUUGUAACAAGAGGCUGGACCUCAUUUUUAUUUAUUUGAUCUUUUAAGAAUUAUUUUGUGUAAUUGUUGAGUUCUAUUAUCUUGUGGUUGAUGUGAUAAUUAAGUAGGCGACUCACAUGACAGACUGUGUUAGAUGCACUGAAACCUGUAGUUCCUAAUAUGUAUUUAUGUGGGCUUUUGAGGCUAAAAUGGAAGUGGUCUAUCUUAUCUACAUUGUGCAAUGAGAAGCUAAAUUUUUUACAGUAAAAUAAUGGCAGCUGUGGUUGGCAGAAUGUUUUCCUGUAUAAAAUGUAUUAAAGCAGAGGAUAGUGUAGGUGACUUGGAUUCUUAACAUUGUUGUUUUGCUGUAAAAACUUAGCAACCACAGCUGUAUGUAUUUUACCAAAAUUUGACAUUUUUGAUACAUUGUAAUGAAAUGGACCUGCCCUCGUAGCCUGAUAUGUAUUAUAUCUGAUAAAGCCAUUUUGUGUGACAACCACAGGAAAAGCAAGACGCCUAAAAAAGCUAGUGGUCUCUGUCUUUCACUAAGCACCUUGUGGACUAAUUGAUAAUCAAUGGUGCUGACUUUCCAGAGCUAACCUUUUGCAAUGGCUGCUCUGUGCUAUACGUGCUUCACUAGAUGUCCGCUUUAAAUUCCUAGCCCACACCCAGUGUGAAGAUUUUACAAGUUGUCAUAUUACGUCCACAUCGCCUCAUUUAUUACCUCAAUAAAUCACUUGAAGCGACAAAUUAAGCUAUUCAACCUAAAUACAUAAAUAACAAUACAAAAGUACUAAAUAAAUAAAUCUUGCUAAAUUGUUUACUAAAUCCCCAAUACAUGCUCUUUCGUACUUGCACAGUUAGUAUCUCACGCUGUUUAAAUCUUGUGCUUUAUCUGUUCAUUCAGCUGUUGCCUUUUCAUUAUGCACUCAUAAGCUACCUACGUAUCUUUGGUUAGUGGCACAAUGCCGCUUCAGAAGCACGUUGUAUACCUCGUAGCCACUCACUAAGAGGUGACUGUGACAGUCAUGGACCCUAGCGACUUACUAUAUGUGUUAAGUUUUCUUUUCCUUGUGUGUUUGAGUGAAAUGGCUAAUGUAUAGUUAAUAACAAAUUUACUUUUCUGUUAUUUUCAUCCUAUUCUAUAUUAUUCACCUGCUUCUUUUUCAUUGCUUUAAAUUAAAAGCUAGAUGGACUUUAAGCAGAAGCCAAAUGUUAACUAAAAAGACAAAACUCUGUGCAAUGAACCGGCAGCUUCAUCAGCCAUUACCAUUUUAUCAAAGCAAUCCACGCGAUUUCAAAAAAGGGUAACCAAAUAAGAGCAUGUUUUACCUUUCUGCAAAAUCUAAAUAAGGAAAUGGAUGGCAACCCCUCUAAGAGCAUGCCAAAAUCUGUUGUUUAUCUUGUGGUCUCAUGGUAGACCCAAACCAGGCUUCCUGCUGCUCAUUUGAAAACAAACUUGACCUUUGACUCCUGUUGAGCUCUCCAUUCUGUGCUAGUUUCAAUGACGGUACGCUGUUUUACUAUGCACCUGAUGAAACUGGCAGCCUUAAGCUUAUUAAUUUAUUGCAGUGUUUUUGUUUUUUACAUUUAAGUUUUUAUUUUUAUAAGAGAAAUGUAUAAAUUGAGGAAAAAAAUGUUGAUAUCAAGAAAAAAAAUCAUUGUAAAUAUUGUGUGUAGUGUUUUAGCUUAUUAUAAGGACUUAAAUCACUACAGAUGCUAGAGAACAAGACUUUGGAGGGGUUGUGGACAAGUUAUUAUGGUAUCAUUUAAAGGUACUCAAAAUACUUCUUAGUACUUCAUUUCCUCCCAUUAUUUCAUCCCAGUGUCCCAGAAGUAUCAUAAAUUAGUGUAAUUAUGUCCAUCUUUGUCUAAUGUAUUUCAAUAUAUAAACUAUUUUAGGAUUGCAAUGAGGAGUACAGUACUGAAAAUGAAACCAAAACUAGAGCCACAACCCACUCCCAAAACACAUAUUUUGUAGGAAAGCAAACUGUAAUAAAAAUAUGAAAAAAUACUGCUACAUAUACCGUUAUACCUGAUUGUAAGGAGGCUUAGUCCUCCUUGACCUGAAGCCAUUUGAAGCCACUUGUCAAAGUUUGAUGUCAGCCUUAUGUGUAUCUGUUUGUGUAUUGGCAUAUUAUCUUUUGAUUAUUGAAAUUUGUAUGAUGGAGAUUUUUCUUUUAUACCAUCAUUGUUAUUGUCAGAGUACACCGAUAAUAAAAGAGAAACUUGUAAAGAUA